GUGUAUCACAAAACAAAAUGGCUGCCAGUCUUCACCGCGAGUGAAGGAAGACAACUAUUCAGCGUUCCUUACGAUCGAGAGAGGAUCGAGAGAGCCCUAGAAACGGGAGAGGACCAGCCAUGAGCGAGCCAGCCCUACAAACUGCUGCCAAGAGGCGAAACAGACGUAAGAAGAAGAAGAACGCGGCUGGGAAACCUGAGGGCCCCGAGACUGGGGAGACUGCUAGCGGAGGUGGAGAAGGAAACAUGCCUAAACAAUCUACAGAUCAGGCUGAAGGUGUGGUGACCACGACCAAAUGUCAGAGAUGCAAACGACCAUUCAGACAGUUUGUCAGUCCAAGUACCCCGACCUCUGAUUCAGCACAGCCAUGGAGAAUGUGUCCCCACUGCAUGUUGACGUCGGAGGAAGACAAGGUGGCGGUCGUCAAUGGAAGCGGAGGCCAGCCGUCAUCCCAGAAAGAUCUCGCUGUCUACGGUUGCAACUGUUCUGCUUGUGUGGCCAAGAGAGAGAGUGCUGCGGCCACACCGGAGGUGGAGAGAGAAGCUCAGAUUACUCAGAACUAUUGGAUGGAAAUCCGACACAUCGUCAGGUGUAUCUACCGCGACAACAUGACCCUCGAGAGUCAGACCACCAGGACCUCUAUUGGAUCGGACAAGAUGAGGAUGAUUGUGAAGAGGUUAUGUGGCCGAGAUCCUCACCAGUUCUUCCAGAGAUUGGAGACACUUGCUCGGGAGUACCUACUGGAGGUCAAGGUUCGUCUCCUAGAGCAACUGUCGUGUGGGUUCAACUCACCUCAACUGGCCAUUGAGUUCAUUCAGAUGUUACUGGACGAGUACUCCAGCCUCACCAGCUCCCUCCCUCCCCUCCUCUACCUCCUCGAACCACUGGAAGAGAGUGAGUACGUCCAGAGUCUGGGUGUCACUGUUGAACUCAUGAACAAAAACAUCUUCAGAGAACUCAUUUUCGCCGAAUCCUUCAUGAACUCCAACCUUCCACUCAUCAUUGCACAACUCAGACUCGCCAGUCUGGCCUCAGACCCAUACCACAGGAACACGGCCGAUGCUCUCAGUCAGAGGUAUGUGUCUCUGGACCGCGAGAUGGAGGAGAUAAGCUGUGUGUGGAGGAAUGCCAAGGAGCACCUUAAUCACCACCACCACCACCACCAUCAUCACGAAUCAAGAAGACCAUAUGAGAUCAAGGCUGACGGAAAUGAAUUUGUGAAAAUGAAAAACUCGUCUCAACAUCCACUGCACAAGAACAAACACUCGGACUCUAACCACAGUAGAAGAGGGGUGGGGCCAGUUGGCAUGGCGAUGGAGCAGGACACGGAACACGCAGCGCAGCUCAACGAGUGGUCAAAACUUCUCUUCAAAUGUAUUCGACCAAUUGGGGAGCCAGAGUUUCGUCACAAUGGAGAGAUUGCAACGCACACCAUCACAUUGAGAUUAGACAUGACCGAGUUGGACCUUCACGGAGCCACACCCACCUGUUGCCGUAGCGACCUAAGGAAGUACCGGAGACUGGGGCUGUCAGUGGACGAGAUAGUUGAGGUCUCCAUGAAACUGGCUUCCCUCAAGAGCCUCGGCUUCAACCUGAAGAUUGAGGACCUCUUUGACGAGGAGGGGUUUUCCCUCUCCGAGGUCAAUCAGGCUCUCCGGAAACCACGGCAACAGACAAGACAACAGGAGGAAGGUGGGAGAGGAGGAGGAGGUAGAGGAGGAGGAGGAGGAGAGAGGUGGAGAUGAUGUGUUCUUCAUUGAGAGUGAUGAAGAUGAAAACAAUGAGGAAGAGGAGAGGGAGGGAAGAGGAGGGGACAUACAACUCACACAUCUCGAGAGGGCCGAAAUGAACAGAGCACGGGAGAGGAUUCUAAGGAGACAGGAGUCUGGAAACUCUCAGAGCAGACUCAGCGACUUCCUUCAGGGAAUGACGAUGAAGAUAAGGUUCAUGAAGAGACUCACUGGGGCCGAUGAGGUCAGCUUCGCCCCUGGCAACGGAGGCGGGAAGGUGAUGUUCAGUUCAUGUGACCAGGUGCAGAUGAAACUGACGCAACUGGAACUCAAUAGUGUACGACUCGUCUCCAGUAGCAACUGCAUCGGAAAUGACCUGGGGCUGUCCGAAACUCCGCCUACUGCCAGCGUCCCAAAAUGAUGGUACGGGAGUCGAAGUAGGAGAUGUAUGAGAGCCUUCGUACACACUGACUCCCAUCAGGAGUUCAUGGACCUGUUGCUGGAGAGACGAUACAAUCUGGACGCCAUGGUAACCAAGAAGGAGCAGGAGAGAAGAGCAAAUGACGAGACUGAGGAGAGGAGACAA
Messenger RNA from Geodia barretti, 2316 nucleotides. Lineage: Eukaryota; Metazoa; Porifera; Demospongiae; Tetractinellida; Geodiidae. The record is from the annotation of a GenBank genome assembly.